CAAAGUUACUUCACGGCGAUAACAGGUGGAUAAAUAAACGUGUUUUAAAGUGAGAAUCCGCCAGUUUUCUCUAAACACAUUCGUUUAUAAAUUUAUAAGAGUAUUUUUUAAUUCAGCGGUGUGAUAAAAGGUUCUUUUUUUUUUUUAAAUAAAUAAAAUUAAUUAUCAUUCAAAAUGAAUUUUUGCUACUUAGGAUUGUUUGUAAGAUUAUCCGUUUUUGCUGUUACAUUUUCAAAUGCAUUGUACACAUAUCAAUCUCAAGCACCAAAAAAAUAUGUUAAUUACCUUCCAAAUCCCUACGUCUCGGCAUUGGUUACCGGCGAAACCUCAAAGCUGGGAGACGUUUUUUUGGAGUUCAAUCAAAAAGUCUACCGUGAAGACAACUUUCAGAUUUCCGUGCAAAUUACUGAUGAGAAAGGUGCAGUGAUCACGGAUAUUAUUGAGGGAAUAAACUUGUGCGAUCAACUUGACAUUGAAUUAAUGAACCUAAGACCUUUUUCUCCCAGUAAUAUCUUCGGUUUGACUGGACUGAGAUGUCCAAUUAAUUUUAUAGACCACCGUAAACUGACAGACAUACUACCAUUCCAUUGGCCAGAAGAUCAUUAUUUCCCGGUAGAAAUAGGCUGCGGAGUUCGUAACUACCGAGUGACACUAUUAAAAUGUCUUGGACCGGGUUUGGUAUGCCAACCCCUGAUCCAAAGCCGCGUUGAAUCGAAUUUUGUAUCCGACCGGUGUGUAAAGCAGUCUUUCCUAAUAAUAGACUUGAUAAUGAUUAAUAAAAGUCCAACUGCCUUGUCUAUGAAAAGCGUAAGCAUAAUCGACAAUAAAUUAACAAAAGUUAGUAACUAUGCUCGUGACAACAUCGUGGGUACUCAAGUGGAAAACAUUGAUGUGAUUGACGCCGAAACUAAUACAAUAGUGAUAGCUAAUGACAAUGACAACAACAUUAAAAUGGUGGAUGCCGGAGUUGAAAAAUUCCGCCUAAUCGACGCUAAAGUCGAUAAAGUUGAGGUAAAUACCGACACAAACAGCGUCGAGCUCAUCGAUACUAAUGUAAAAAGCUUGGAAACAUCAGCCGAUGACGUAAAAGUGAUUUCCGGAUCGGAUCGCGCGGAUAAUAACUUUGGUAUAAUCAACUCCGAUUCAGAAAAACACAGCCUGGUAGAUGCCUCUGUAAACGACAUCCUGCUGGAAAAUAAUAAAGACGGGGGCAUUGAUGUCUCUGAUAAUCAAUUGGAGACAAUUAAACGAGACGACGAGAUAAAUUCAACCGUAGAUCUGUAUCAAGAUGAGUAACUCUAUCCAUUAUGUAAGUUACGGUACUGCUUAUCAAUAACAAUCAAUAAAAUUACUAUCUAUUCACUAUUUUAUCUGCAUACUGUACGCGGCUCUUUAUUCCCAAUGUCAAUGGAGUGUGUACUAAAUUUUACUUUUUUUUUUUUUUUAAGAUAUUAUUUAGGAUUAACUAUUCAAAAGUUUUGAUCAAGUGCUUGCAAUAUUGAGAGUUGUAUAUGUUUAUAAAUAAUUUAUACAUCUAUUUAUAGAAUUUUUUAAUGCCGAGGCAUGUAAGCUGAAUGACAACAUAUUCAUAUUAGUUUUUAUUAUGUAACAGUUCCUUUAAAAAUGCAGAAAAAAAAUAGAUAAAUAAUUUCUUAGAACGCAACAAAAAUUUUAUAAAUAGAAUCGAUAAAAUCUUUUAUUAAAAAAUUUAGGGCCAGUUUUUCUGAGAUCUAAUUUGAUCCGGGAUUAAUGUUACGCUUUGGUUAUAUGGGACAUAAUAUAUUAUACAUAUAUGUAUGGUAAAUCUAUAUAAAUAUACCUUGACUUUAGCACAUCUGA
Messenger RNA from Cotesia glomerata, 1839 nucleotides. RefSeq lists its product as uncharacterized. The transcript has 4 exons. Lineage: Eukaryota; Metazoa; Arthropoda; Insecta; Hymenoptera; Braconidae. The coding region runs from base 175 to 1296 and encodes 373 amino acids. The record is from RefSeq and is a predicted model, not a curated record.